Molecule: messenger RNA, 3585 nt
Organism: Gaeumannomyces tritici R3-111a-1
Lineage: Eukaryota; Fungi; Ascomycota; Sordariomycetes; Magnaporthales; Magnaporthaceae
Exons: 6
Coding region: 1-3585 (1194 amino acids)
Biological process (GO): iron-sulfur cluster assembly
Cellular component (GO): cytosolic [4Fe-4S] assembly targeting complex
Source: RefSeq, a predicted model, not a curated record
AUGUCCGAUUUUAAGGGCUGGGCAUUACAGUAUGUCCUGGCAGAUGAUGAGGUCACACGACAGGAUGCCGUCACCAGAACAAACGUUGCUCUCAGUUCUGCCAGUGUCAGAAGCACUGCUAUCCUCGCCUGGGUCCAAUCCAUCGACCCAUGGAUGCCAGCCGCUCUGUCUUCCACAGGGGUCCCACAGGAUGACGAUGCAGUGGGCGAGUCCGAGUUCGAUGUCAUCGCUAGAGCCAAAGCUUUGGAUUAUCUUGCAGACACGCUGUCAAUAAUGGACAAAACGCUGCUUCGGGCUGAACAGGUAAACUUACUUGCCGUGUUCUUCGGUAGGCUGUUCACUGUCGAUCACAAGGCUGGUAUCCUAGCUGCUGCCAAGGCUCUGCGUCAGCUGGCGACGAUGAAAGGUUUCAAACCCGACAUGGGAGAAUCCGUCAUCCAAAGUGUCGCCGCUAUGCGAGAUGACUUCCGCCUACAGCCGCCCCAAACACGCUUGGAAGUAUAUGCGCUGUUGCAGGCCCUGAUCAGCCACGAGGAGGUCUCCAAUCAGCUUCAGCACACCUACGGGACUGCCGGUGGGUUCGCCCUCGAUCUCCUGCAGCUCUGUAACCACGAGAGAGACCCUAGCUGCCUCCUCCAGUGGUUUGGAAUUCUGCAGGGCCUACUCCGCAGCUUCAACUUUUCAUCCGACGUGGAUGAAGAGCUGUUCAAAUCCUUCUCCGCAUACUUCCCCAUAUCUAUGAGAAGCUCCGUGAACCCUGCCGGUGUCACAGUCGAUGAUCUCAAGCUCUCUCUCCGGACCUGCUUCUCUGCGAGUGAGAAAUUGGCCAAACUCUCCCUACCGUUUCUAAUUCAGAAGCUGGACCAAGGAGACGCAAUCACAGUCCCGGUGGACAUACUAAAAACACUGGAUUCGUGUCUUGAGCGAUACCAACACCCAUCUCGAGGCAUAGCACCCUUCGCCAACCAGAUUUGGAACUCCCUUAAAUAUGAGGUCCGCAACGGGGAAGUCCACGAGAUUCUCAACAGCACCCUUGGUGUCAUGCGGACGCUGUCAAGCAGACUCGCUACCAUGCCCUUGUCCACGCCUGCCGUGGUAGCUCAGGAUCAGGGGCCGCUCGAGAAAUUUACGACAACCGUUAUGGGCGACUGUCUCGAGGACCUCGCCAACCCUUCAUAUGCUAAACAGGCCGGCCUCCUCCUCGAGAGCGUGAUGGGGGCUCACGCGAAGUCACUUGCGCUGAUGCUUCCUAGUACCCUGGACGCUAUCGCUGCGAACCUUCGAGAUCCAAGGACGUCUGGACAUGCUCGAACGUGUCUCGGCUUCUUAGCCUCGCUUCUAGACUCGCGAGCCCGUCUAGUUCGCGCAUCUGCCCCUGGCGCGGACCAAUCCGGGUCAUUUCGUGAUCUUGGAGCGCUCGACUCGCUUGUGCUCGAACGUGUAUACGCCACUCUCACUCGUUCUUGGAAGGACAACAACGUCGAGAACCCCGAUACCGACCAUGUCGCGACGCUCAAGGAGACGGCUCGAGGUCUAGCUGCCCUGGCUUGCCAACCUGGAGCCCAGGCUGUUGCUAGCGCCUCCGUCCUACUGUGUAGCGACCGUGAGUGCGAUCAGAUAUGUGCCAUGAUAUCUGACCGCAUUGUGAACAUAUUCAACCUCGCAUCGUCGCCAGACACAGGACUCCGCAAGGAACUGGCAGACGUUGUUGUGGUUGCCCUCCGCGACAUCGUUGGUUUCUACCCCUCUGGUUACUCCACCAUGCUCCAGAGGGCUAUGCCCAGUAUCCAGGACAGACGUUGGGGAGACCGGCCAUCGCGCAGCUCCCUAGACAUGCUCAAAACGCUACUACUGAGGCUCUCAUAUAUUGGCUGCUCCAGUCUGCCCUCCUCCGGUCACCCCCUGCAACAUUUGCGCUCUUUUGUCUUGUCAACGCAGCAGCUCACCUUCUCGUAUCUUGACCAGAGGGUCCCAUUCGACAUUCCUACCAUCGCAGUAUCGGCCGUCUAUAACGCUCUAAUGCUCUUCAGGGACGCAUGUCACUGCAAAGGCUUCCUCGUACGACGUGGUAUGAUCACAGAUAGCUGGGCGCGGCUAACGGCUGGUUUCGAUUAUCCCUCUCCUGAGCUUCCCUUGACCACCAGUCAGCUGGCCCCCGAAUCUGGGUCCGAAUCAGGAAAUGAAACGGACCAGGCAGCCACCUCUGAUAUCUUCCGAGAGUAUCUUGAAUGCUCCCUGUCAGUGCUCAUUCAAUUUUAUCAUCGCGCCACCGCCUAUGUCGCCGAUCCAGCCCCCGGACCGCGGCUUAGCUUGGACUUCCGGAACGCGGAUAACAAUCCGAGCGCGGCAAUCGCUCACGAUAUUGACUUGCAGGACAUCUAUCUGCACCAACUCGCAGAUAUGGCGACUUUCGUAGUCCGUGAUAUUGAGCUAGAGGAACAACAGUCACUGCAGAUACCAGAGGAGGCGUUCAACCUUUUUGGAGCUGGCCACCCACCAACUACAUGGUUGAGUCCACACGACGACGGGCGCGCCAAUGUUCUAUCACUUGGUCUUCUAAGGGGCCUGCGCACGUUUCCUUCAUCCCAAACGCCGGAGCUUGAGGUGUUUGCGGAAAGAAUCCUUCAUGAUGUUACAACUGCCGAGGCCUUUCCGGAAAGAACGCAAAAGGUCCGAGACUGCAUUCUCACGGUCAUCGCGAACAAAUGGAUUCCGGGCUCGAGCGUGAGUGCCCCCGCGAGACAGGCAUGGAAGGCUGUUAUCUCCUCCCUCGAGUCAGCCGCCCAGGAGGCCAGCACCGGAAUGCGCCUGGAGCGCUACUUGAGGAUCCUAGCUGUGCUCGCAGGCGCUAUUGCAAGGAGAGACAAGGACAUUGAUCAACUUGCUACCCUUGUCUCGGCCCUCCCGGCAUCCUUUGGACAUGGGGAGUACAUGGCGCGGCGUCUAGAAGAUCUCGUGUCGUGCAAAGACCGACUAGAGCCCGAGAACCACGCCGUCAUCAAGCCUCUUUACAAGCAGUGGUUCUACGUGAGGUUUGCCAGCUCCAAACUGCAAUCUUCGUUCCCAAUCACCCAGGAGAAGCCCGAGGGUGAGGUCCAAGCGAUCGCGGUCAUCCGGAUCUUGAAACACAUGGACUUCUGCGUAUACGAGGAAGACAUUGAGACAGUCAUUCGCGUCGCAAUCGCCGGCGUCUCUUCCCUCCAUAACUACGGGGACAUCGAAGCCGCGCUAGACGUGCUUCGAGAGGUUCUCAAACACAGCCCAGGGACCAUGAAGGGUCAGAUUAAGGCAGUUGUAUCAGGGGCCAUCGAAGCACUGAAGUGUGGGCUGAAGCAGUCGCCUGGGCUGGUGGCGGGGCUGGAAAUUCCCGCCAGAUUUCGAAGGGAAGGAAGCCCUGCCCGCUGUCGGGACGCGGUUCUUCUGCUGCUCAAGGACCUGGCGCAGAGCUUCGACGAGGGACUUCUUGGGCAGUACUCGGCAAGCAUGUCUCGUGUAUUAGGAGAUGCAUGUGGCGAUCCUGUCCGAGAAGUCAGGCAGUCUGCUCUCGCUGCUCGGCGCAGCUGGGCAAGAAUAAGCCAGCACUAG